Messenger RNA from Ustilago hordei, 963 nucleotides. RefSeq lists its product as uncharacterized. Gene Ontology annotation, biological process: protein folding in endoplasmic reticulum. The record is from RefSeq and is a predicted model, not a curated record. Gene Ontology annotation, molecular function: protein binding. Gene Ontology annotation, cellular component: EMC complex. The transcript has 3 exons. The coding region runs from base 1 to 963 and encodes 320 amino acids. NCBI's taxonomy places the organism in Eukaryota, Fungi, Basidiomycota, Ustilaginomycetes, Ustilaginales, Ustilaginaceae.
AUGACAGCAACACAAUUCGCAGUAUCAGGAAACCCAGAUAAGGAUCCCAAAGCCGCUGUUCGGUGGCUGGCUGAACAAAGACGGCGACCAAUCCGAGCACCACACAAAGCAGUCCAAUACGGCGAACUGAUCAUCGUCUCCGGCCAUCUCUCCUCUCUUCCCGAUGAAGAUCUCUACUCACUCCUCGAACAGGUCGCCAUUUCCGCGAUCGAACUAGCACGAUUCGAUCUAGCCGAACUCUGCAUCUCUCGUCUCCACUCUCGUUUUCCUUUCUCCGCCCGCGUUACCUCUCUCCAAGGGAUGCUUUUGGAAGGCCAAGGAAACACUACCGCUGCACUAGCACUUUACGAUUCGGCUCUUAUCAAAGAUCCCGCUUCCCUCAUCCUUUCCCGACGUCGCAUUGCAGCACUCAAAAGCCUCGGUGCGUCAGAAGGAAAGCAAAGGGUUAUCGAAGCGCUCAACAGUCACCUCGACACCUUUUAUAACGACCCGGAAGCAUGGCAGGAACUAGCCGAGACGUAUGCGGACGAGGCAAUGUAUGCUCAAAGUGCCUUUGCCUUGGAAGAGGUACUGUUGCAGCUUCCACAGAAUAGUUUCUUCCAUCUGAAAUAUGCCGAGACAGUAUAUACGAAUGGCGAGGUGGCCAAGGCGUACAAGGCCUAUUUGAGAGUCUUGGAGUUGUGUCAGAGCGAUGCUGGUGCGACCGCAACUGCGGCGGGGGACAAGCGGACACAGCAGGGUCCUUGGCUGAGAGCUUUGUGGGGGACAAAAGUCACAACAACGGCUCUUCUUGCAAACCCGGCGUUGGGGAAAGCAAGUUCAGCACAAGACACAAUCAACACGGAAAAGCUCAAGAAGAUCGACGAGUUGCUAACAGGAUUGCUGUUGAACAAGGUCUAUACUCCACAAGCAGUACCGAGUAAGCAUUUGAGGUAUGUUGCCAGGGCUGUACUUGGUGCUUAG